CGGCCAAUCCUCUGCUCUUGGCCAACGGAGGCCUCCGAGCGGCCGCCUGCGGGGAGGACCCAGGAGCGGGGUCAAGAAAUUGCCGGGCAAGGGGUGGGGGGCACAGGGAAGCCGGGCGCUGUGGGUCACGUGACCGCGCGGGGCGGAAAACCAGGUCGGGAGGCCGGUCGGCCGGCGACGCCAGGACCAGUGGUUUGGCAAUAAAACUGAUAAAAGGAGAGACCAUCAUCAGAAACACCAAUAGUGGCAUUUACAGACAGCACCCGUGCUCCUGAGGUGACUCUAGGAGCCAAUGAUGCUGCCUGAACCUGGGAUCUAUUACUUCCCCUGGGAGGUCAGUGGUGGCCAAGUUCCUGAUGGGGGCUCACUGAGAACAUUUGGCAGGUUGGGCCUCUACGACAUGGCCCAGUCCAGAGUGACCCUGAUGGCUCAGCACGGAUCGGAUCAGCACCACAUCCUGGUCUGUACCAAGCUGGUGGAGCCAUUCCAAGCCCAGGUGGGCUCCCUGUACAUUGUUCUUGGGGAGCUUGAGCACCAGAAGGACGGAGGUGCCAUGGUGAAGGCCCGGGUGCUGACUUGUGUGGAAGGAAUGAAUCUACCCUUGUUGGAACAAGCCAUCCGGGAGCAGAGGAUGUACCAGCAGGAGAGGGACAGCAGCCGAUAGGAAAUGACAGCUCCCUCCUUUGUCACAUGCUCCACAGGAGAUUCUGGUGUGCUGCUCAGAAGGUGCUGGAGCUCUCCCCAGAGUGACAGCCUUUGGCUGAGACCUGAGAGUAGAGAGGAGGGCUUGUUAAACCAGCCCUUCCCCUAAUUUGCAAUUGUGCCAGCAACGAGAGCCCGGAGAACAGUCAUCAAAGCCUGGCACCCCUACUCCCGCAGGCCGCGCUCUGGGGCCCUCAGGGCCACAGACAUCCUGUACCUUGUGUGGAGUCAUGGAGAGUUCCAGAAGGUCCUCCUGAAUAAAGGCCUCGGGGCAUGACCUUUCAAUGUGUGCACGUGGUGCAGCGCCGGCUGGGGCCAGGAGGGGGAGCUGUGGAACAGGCAGUCUGCCUGGCCUUGAGGCUGCAGGGAACGCUGGGUUU
Messenger RNA from Loxodonta africana (African savanna elephant), 1082 nucleotides. It is a transcript of the gene TEN1, whose product is annotated as TEN1 subunit of CST complex. The transcript is spliced from 5 exons. Gene Ontology annotation, cellular component: CST complex. Gene Ontology annotation, molecular function: single-stranded DNA binding; telomerase inhibitor activity; telomeric repeat DNA binding. Gene Ontology annotation, biological process: negative regulation of telomere maintenance via telomerase. Lineage: Eukaryota; Metazoa; Chordata; Mammalia; Proboscidea; Elephantidae. The record is from RefSeq and is a predicted model, not a curated record. Bases 293 to 664 code for a protein of 123 amino acids.